UUCGUCAUAUCUAAAUAACUAUUGAUUAUUCCACUAAAAUAAUCAAGUUUAUCGCUGAAAAUUACUAUACGUACAGUAUAAAAUAUUAUCAGUUCACCUGAGAAUUCAAUGUUCGCGCGCAAUCACCGAAGUGCGGAAAAUCUUGUUUUGUUGACAUUACAAUAAGUAGUUCUGUCGGACACCGCGCCAUCGCGCUGUUUCUUAGUUUUGUCCAGCGCAAUUAACGUUGUUUUCAUAUUAUUUACGGAUUAUUAACACCAAGAAAGAUAUCUUAAGAACUUUUGCCUGUGUCGGACUUUGUUUACCGUGAAAAAAAGUGAUUAUAGAGACCGAAUGAAAUCAGUGCAAUGAAGUUCUAUUUAUAGACGGACCUGUGGCGGGACCACGCUGUUUGUACCUAAUUGUUUCUUAUAGACAUUUCAGUUUAAUAUUUCAUGUUUUAUUAUAUAUUUUAUCUUUAUUUUUGUUAAAUUAAUCAAUGAAAUUGAAGUGGAAAACGAAGCCGCGAAACUAGUUUGACAGUUCAUGAAUGCAUUUGCACACACAGAUACUCUAUUGCGCAUGUUUGCGUGCGAGUGAUGUGAAAUUUCUUGGGCUUAUCGAUUGGCUAGAUAAUUUUCAAGGACAUCAAUCGAGUCAGUGUUAUACAUACGAUUUUCAAUUUUAAGACAAUUCAAGUUAUGAUUGCUUUGUUUACGUAAACACAUUCAACAUGGAGUCUCCGCUAGGAAAUAAAAACACAGAUAAUGUACCUCUGACUUCAGGGUCAAACUUAUUUACUGAUAGUAUUGAAAUACCGGAUGAUACAUUCCGCAUGAGUUUAUUGAGCAGUUAUUCUGAUGUCGGUGAGAAUAUUACUAUUGAGCAUAGAGACGCAUCUAUCGAUAGUAAUUCCACAUCUAUUAAUACUCCGGCAUUGGAAAUUGUAACACCUUUCCCUACACCCGAUGUUCAAACCGCUAUUGAUGAUAAAUCACCUCCUAUAAUAGAUACUCCAAAAUCGUCAGAGGUUGUGGAUCGUAAACCAAAUUUAUUGAAACUUUCAUUAACAAAAAAGAGCGAUAAUGAUAUAUUCGUUAAGCCUUCGCCGUUGGAGGUCAUGUCGCCAGCCAAGAUGUUGCAAUUUGAAGUAGACGCAGGGUCUAGCGCAACGCCCACUAUGAAACGUGCGGCUAUCGAUUUCGAUUUCUUCAACAAAAAUAACUUCGAAGAAUAUUUCGAAGACGUACCAAAAACUGAAUCUGUUGAGAACAAAACCGAGAAGACUUACGAAGAGACUCCGGUCAUCGUUAAAGCCGAUACCGUGACUCAUGAAAUAGCUUAUGUUAAUCUCAACGGAGCUUCAAAAGUGGACAUAUCACACUUUGACUUGUUCAAAGUGCUCGGCACUGGAGCAUAUGGAAAAGUGUUCCUAGUUAGAAAAAGAUGCGGCGUAGACGAGGGCAAAUUGUACGCAAUGAAAGUUUUAAAGAAGGCAUCCAUAGUUCAAAAAUUGAAGACUGCAGAGCAUACACGGACAGAGAGACAGGUAUUGGAGGCUGUGCGGGCGUGCCCAUUCCUGGUCACUCUACAUUACGCGUUCCAGACUGACGCCAAACUGCAUCUUAUAUUAGAUUACGUCGCAGGCGGCGAGUUAUUCACUCACCUUUACCAACGGGAACACUUCAAUGAAGACGAAGUCAGGAUAUACAUAGCUGAGAUCAUACUCGCUCUGGAGCAGCUGCACAAGCUCGGGAUCAUCUACAGGGACAUCAAGCUCGAGAACAUAUUGCUCGACGCUGAAGGUCACAUCGUGUUGACAGACUUCGGUCUGUCCAAAGAGUUUUGCGGCGGCGAGAGCAGAGCCUACAGCUUCUGCGGCACGAUCGAGUACAUGGCGCCCGAAGUCGUCAGGAGUGGCAGCCAGGGUCACGAUAUCGCGGUCGACUGGUGGUCGGUCGGCGUUCUGACGUACGAACUCCUCACUGGCGCGUCGCCGUUCACAGUGGAAGGCGAGAAGAACACCCAGCAAGAGAUCACCAAGCGGAUAGUGAGAUGCAGCUACCCGGUGCCGGCUGAUGUCAGUGCGGAAGUGCAGGAUUUCAUUAAGAAACUGCUGGUGAAAGACCCUCGUCGGAGACUUGGAGGCGGUGAAAACGACGCCGAAGAGCUGAAGAGGCACCCGUUCUUCCAGAAUCUCGACUGGGAAGCGGUGGCCCGCCGUGAAAUCCCAGCUCCUUUUGUGCCCCAGCUGUCUCACCCGACGGACACCAGCAACUUCGCCGAUGAGUUCACUAGGAUGCCGCCCACUGAUUCGCCUGCGCAGGCGCCUAAGCAUCACGACAAACUGUUUCUUGGUUACUCUUACGUCGCACCAAGUAUAAUGUUCUCUGAAAACAUUAUAUCCGAUCAUAUAUGGAUGCAAGCUACCGGACAGAAGCAUGAUAAACUUAAAGGAUGGGUCGCCAAGGACUCGCCGUUCUUCCACAAGUACGCAGUGGAUCUCAGCACACCUCUGCUAGGAGACGGCUCCUACUCUGUGUGCAGGAAGUGCAUACACAGGGCUACCGGCAAGGAGUACGCUGUUAAGAUCAUCUCAACGCAGAAGAAGGACGUGAAACAAGAGAUUGAGUUGUUGAAGGCGUGCCAAGGGAGCCCUUUCAUCAUCACGCUGCAUGAAGUCUUCCAGGAUUCGGCGUUCACAUACAUAGUGACGGAACUGGCCACGGGCGGCGAAUUGGCCUCGCAUAUUAUCGGCGGCAUGGAAGAGAGGCAUUCCCUGAGGAUAUUGGCCCAGCUGGCAUUGGCGGUGAGGCAUAUGCAUGCUAACAGGAUCGUGCAUAGAGAUCUCAAGCCAGAGAACAUUCUACUGACAAGUAGUCGUCUGAGCGAGACUCGUGUCAAAGUAGUCGAUUUUGGAUUCGCGAAACGAGUGCCCGAGUGCGAGGAGAGACCUCCGCGAAUGAUGACCCCGUGUUUCAGUUUGCCGUACGCCGCGCCGGAAGUGGUGUCGCGCGCCCGGAGCUCCACCGCGCCGGGGUACACGCCCAAGGUCGACAUGUGGAGUCUCGGAGUCAUUUUUUAUUGCAUGCUGAGUGGCAAAGCGCCAUUCCAGCCGGCCAACAAGAAGGAGCCCGUGACAGCUUUCAUGGAUCGCAUCAGAACCGGGACAUUCACAAUGGACGGUCCCGAGUGGUCGUCGGUGUCUCCGGAGAGCAAGCGCCUGGUGUCGGCGCUGCUGAGCGUGGAGCCCGCCAGGAGGCCUGGCCCUGCGCAGUUGCUGGCCGAGCUGGGCUGCUGCGAGGGCGACAGGGGCUUCAAGCUGGCGGACAUGACCAAAGCGGACCUGUACAAGCGUCGCAGCAAGAACAAACAACGAAAAUCCAGCGGUUCCGAACCCGGGACCUCCACCGAACAAGAAACCGACGAGCCCAAAGAGAUCUCCCUAGCGGACACCAUAAACAACCUCAAGAACAGAAUGAACAAGAACUCCAUAGAGAAGGAUGUAGAACUAAUCAAAGCUAACACACAAGACACUCCGGUCACAGAAAAUAACGAGGCGACAUUCGACGUUGAAGACAUACCUUCCGUCAAACCUGUACAAAAGACAUACGCCAAAUCCAGAUCGAAAUUAGACGAUUACAUAUACGUGGAAAGCAGUCAAGGCUUAGACGGCACCGAAGUUGCCUUCCCAAAAUCGACGCGCAGCAAGAAAUCCAAAUCUCCCGUGCCAAGGAAACGGAGAAAAAUCGAAAAAGUAGAAGUCAACGGCACUAGGGAACUGCGCAGCAGAGUCGACAAGGACAAGAGGAAUCUGAGGAGCAGCAAAGAGAGGCCGACCAAAGAGUCAAUUGAGAAUGAGAAGAUUACGAGAGUGACAAGGAAGAGGAAACACGAAGAGUUGUCCAAGCCCGUUUUGAGGGAGAAGGGGCAGAAUGGUAGAGCGUCGAUGAAAAGCACCGAAGCUGUGGCCGAAAGGAAGAUUGCGCGCGCGAAAAAGAAUAAACCCGAAUUGACGAUUGACACGGAAUCGAAUGUGCGAAUGACGAGAUCGAGGCGGCGUAGACUCGAAAUCAGUCUGUCCCCGUCUCAAGUUAAGUCCGUCGUGCCGGCGUUCUCCUUCGAAUCGGAUCGCAGGAAGAAUUCGGUAGAGAGCAAUCGUUCGAAUAGACAAAAGAAAACUAGGGUUACGAAAGCGAAAAAGCAACCGGUUAGAGCGACACGGUCUCGGGCGAAUCGGAGGUGAAAAAUUCACGUCUAAAUGCGUUAGAUGGCGCUAGUGUUGAGUUUUGGUGUUGCCCGUUGAAUUGACAAUGACCUGUUUGAGAUGGUGCACUGGACUGAAUCUGAAAUGUUAAUUAAAUUUUAUUAGUUAUUUAUGUUUUGUAUAAUAUUAAGCUGGAUGGACCUAAGUCCUCAGUACUCAAAGGACCUAUUGCAUAAAUUACAGCAAAUUCACAUGUAUCCAAAAUUAUUGCAACUAAAGACGACCUUAUCACCUAGAAGCUAUCUGGUCCAGGUAACUUUACGUACGAAAAAGUUAAGGAAUUUUUUAUUAUUAAAAAUCAAAGUAAAAACACCAAACAAACAUUGAGCGUCUAAAUUUAACGUGUAUCGUCGUGGCCUCAUCCAAAUAAAAGUGACAGAAUAGUGAUGCAAUAAAGGACACUUGCUCAUUGCGUAGUGUAAAAGAAAAAAAAAGUUAUUUAUUCAAGAUAAUAAGUUAUAUGCGACCUCUUUGUCACGCGUACUACGACGCCGCAUUCGAUAAAUCGACAUUCAAAUAUCGAAUUAAUUUUUAAUAUAUAGAAUACUAAAUUCAAAUUUCGAUCUAGGUAUCUGAAUAUUGUAAUAUUUGUCGAAAUAUUAAAAAAGAAAUUCAGAUGUUUUUUUUUUGGUUGUCAGUAAAGAAUGCCGCGUGUAGUAGAAUAGAGGUCGCUUUAGCCCGUUCUAGUUGAUUACAAGUUUUUAUUUUUUAAUUUGUUUAUUUAAUGUUACUAUUAUUUUUUAAGAUACUUGAAGGCGCGUAUUGAUUUGUUGUCCUUUAAAUUUUCAUUGUAUGAACGUUUCUACAGCAAUUUGAGAAUAUGUUGUCUUUAAAUAUUGUUCUUAACAAAAUCACACUGGUUUUUGUACAAUUAUGUAAUGCAACCUAUUGUUUCUUCUGCCUAUUUUUCUCAUAUUUAGUAAAUAAAUGAUUUUCAGUUCAUAAACCCAUUGAUCAGAUCCGCACGGUUAAUUUGCAAAACUACGAAAUUCAACACUCUGUAAAGAUCUCUAAAAUAAAUCAUGUCAUCAAAUAAUUCUAACCACGAAGCCGUCUAUAAAAUCGAAUCUUUUUCCAGGCACUGUCCGCCCUGUUAUAAAUGAAGACGCAGCUUUGUGUUAGUAAAAUAAUUUCAACAUGCGCGCCUCUCAUUACCAUUAGUUCUAAUAGAAAACCUUGACGUUAAUUUAGACAUAAUUUUAGGUUAUAUAUAAUUAAAUUCGGUGUGAAUGCACUUAGGUAAUUUAAAAAUAAAACAAUCUGUCGCAUCUCCAUUCGUGCUAUCCUUGUCGCUCUUGUAGAUAGGAAGAGGUGGAGAGUUAAUUGUUUUAAAUAUCUCCAAAGAGGAAUAGUUUUAGUGAGAAUGUUACUAUCAAAUUUUUAUUCUUAAUUUUAGUUGUUUUUUUUUAACCUGUCAUUUUUAAUGAUUUGUAAAAAGAAUAUUAGGGACUUGAAUGUGGCGAAUGAAAUGUUAUUAUUGCUUCUUUUCGUAAAAAAAAAAUAAUAUUUUGUAAUAAGAAAAUAAAAUUGUCAUGUUUUGAAAAUUUGGUAUGAUUUUGCUUGGUUUAUUUAUAAAUUUUUAAACAAUUA
This is a messenger RNA of Amyelois transitella, 5836 nucleotides long. RefSeq names its product ribosomal protein S6 kinase alpha-5. Lineage: Eukaryota; Metazoa; Arthropoda; Insecta; Lepidoptera; Pyralidae. Bases 713 to 4225 code for a protein of 1170 amino acids. The transcript is spliced from 18 exons. The record is from RefSeq and is a predicted model, not a curated record. Gene Ontology annotation, biological process: protein phosphorylation; regulation of DNA-templated transcription. Gene Ontology annotation, molecular function: protein serine/threonine kinase activity; ATP binding.